This is a messenger RNA of Drosophila kikkawai, 740 nucleotides long. RefSeq names its product DNA polymerase epsilon subunit 3 Chrac-14 (gene Chrac-14). Gene Ontology annotation, cellular component: epsilon DNA polymerase complex; CHRAC. Gene Ontology annotation, molecular function: protein heterodimerization activity; chromatin DNA binding. Gene Ontology annotation, biological process: heterochromatin formation; leading strand elongation; DNA damage response. The record is from RefSeq and is a predicted model, not a curated record. Lineage: Eukaryota; Metazoa; Arthropoda; Insecta; Diptera; Drosophilidae.
GAUUGGUUUAAGCGGGAAGAGCGACGCUUGGCACAGAAUUAGCGGCUACACACCGGAUAAACACAGCAUCAACAUGGUCGAGCGCAUCGAGGAUCUGAAUCUGCCGAAUACCGUGAUAGCACGGCUAAUCAAGGAGUCGCUGCCCGACUCCGCCAACGUGAGCAAAGAGGCGCGAGCGGCGAUCGCCCGGGCCGCUUCCGUAUUCGCUAUUUUCGUGACAUCCUCCUCCACUGCGCUCGCCCACAAGCAGAACCACAAGACCAUCACCGCCAAGGACAUCCUGCAGACGCUCGCCGAGCUGGACUUUGAGAGUUUUGUGCCCUCACUCACCCAGGAUCUCGAGGCGUAUCGCAAGAUGGUGAAGGACAAGAAGGAGAGCAAGGCGAACAAGAAAGAAGCGAGCACCAACGAUAACGCCAACGCCAGUGAAGCCGUCGUGGAGGAGGCGACAGAGUGACGCUUAUCAAUCAUAUCGUUCUUCUGCUAUAAUGCAAUUAAAUUUUAAACAAAGCAAGUAGAUAUAGGAUUGUAGAAUCAUAACACAUAAAUAAUACCUGCGCCAUUGUUUUUCAAAUCAUUUGAACUGUUUAAAUAUUUAUCAAUUUGCAAUUAUGUUAAGCAACAAAACUUUGAAGAGAAAGGAUUAACUCAGUCAUUUCUUAAAAGGAAAUAAAUAUAAUUAAAUUCAAAACGAAAAUAUAAAAUUGAGCAUUAAACAUUUACCAAUAUUUUAAAACAAA